This is a messenger RNA of Ostrinia nubilalis (European corn borer), 7181 nucleotides long. It is a transcript of the gene Hip1, whose product is annotated as huntingtin-interacting protein 1-related protein-like. Bases 242 to 5845 code for a protein of 1867 amino acids. NCBI's taxonomy places the organism in Eukaryota, Metazoa, Arthropoda, Insecta, Lepidoptera, Crambidae. The transcript is spliced from 28 exons. The record is from RefSeq and is a predicted model, not a curated record. Gene Ontology annotation, cellular component: clathrin-coated vesicle; actin cortical patch. Gene Ontology annotation, biological process: clathrin coat assembly; actin filament organization; endocytosis. Gene Ontology annotation, molecular function: phosphatidylinositol-3,5-bisphosphate binding; phosphatidylinositol-3,4-bisphosphate binding; clathrin light chain binding.
UCUUUUUGCGAACGGUCGUGUUUGUGCAAUUCUUAAAUUAUUCCGACUGCAUUUAUUUAAAAACUAUACUUUUUUAAUAUUUUCCACAUUUUAUAAGUGAACGUAGGUAGAUUACUGUGAAAUUUUACAAAAUUUAGUGACUGUUUUUAGUGUGCCUGGCGCCUUCUAUCUGGACCUAACUGGGUCUCAGUCUGAUCACAUCGUACAGUUUUUGUAGGUGUGUUUUGCAUGUGUGGACCUUAUGGCGUCGCUAUCGCUGCCGCGGGUCCUUCAGCUUAAGAAGAAUAGUCUGGACGCCGAACGCGAACAGUUCGAAAAAUUCCAGACAUUGGCCAUACAGAAGGCUAUCAACUCGAUCGAGACCCCGGUGAAGGAGAAACAUGUCCGCAGCACCAUCAUCGGCACCUUCCAGGAACAGAGCGCCAUCACUUACUGGAUGGUGGCCAUCCGCCUGCCGUUGCAAGACAACCGCAUCGUGGCAUGGAAGUUCUGUCACGUGACGCACAAGCUUUUGCGGGAGGGUCACCCCGCGUGUCUCGACGACUCGCAGCGGCACAUCAAUAUGAUCGAGAACCUCGGCAAGCUGUGGGUCCAUCUCCGCGAGGGUUACGGGCGGCUAGUGCACCUGUACUGCGCUCUGCUGGUGUGCAAGCUGAAGUUCCACGCGCGCAACCCGCGCUUCCCCGGCAACCUUCAGCUCACGGCUGAAGAGCUGGAUGCCAUUGCCGAGAACGACGUCAACAACUACUUCCAGAUUUGCGUAGAACUGUUCGACUACAUGGAUGACAUCCUUACCCUACAAGCGGCAGUAUUCGACAGCCUGGGCAACGCUCGGGCCAACUCCAUGACAGCGAGCGGCCAGUGCCGUCUGGCGGCGCUUAUUCCUUGCGCGCAGGAUUCCUCACAGAUAUACGACUGCAACGUGCGACUGCUGUUCAGGCUACACGCUGCAUUACCGGCUGACACCCUCUCCGGGCAUAGGGAGAGCGCGCAGGAUUCCUCGCAGAUAUACGACUGCAACGUGCGGCUGCUGUUCAGGCUACACGCUGCGUUACCGGCUGACACCCUCUCCGGGCAUAGGGAGAGAUAUACGACUGCAACGUGCGGCUGCUGUUCAGGCUACACGCUGCGUUACCGGCUGACACCCUCUCCGGGCAUAGGGAGAGGUGAGUCAUCUUAUUAUAUGGAAGCUGAUUCCCUGCGCGCAGGAUUCCUCUCAGACAUACGACUGCAACGUGCGGCUGCUGUUCAGGCUGCACGCUGCGGAGAGGUGAGUCAUUUUAAUAUGUGGAAGCUGAUUCCCUGCGCGCAGGGUUCCUCGCAGAUAUACGACUGCAACGUGCGCCUGCUGUUCAGGCUACACGCUGCAUUACCGGCUGACACCCUCUCCGGGCAUAGGGAGAGGUUCCGACAGCAGUUCAAGAAGUUAAGCUCGUUCUACAAACAUGCAAGCAGUUUGCAGUAUUACAGAAAUCUGCUUACAUUGCCCGUACUGCCUUCAAAUCCGCCAAACUUUCUGCUGCAGAGUGACUUCGGCACGUACGUGACGCCUGUAGUGUCAAUCCCAGAGCAACCGCCCGAUGAAGUGGACGCCGUGGGCUCGCUCAUCGACACCUCCGAUACCAUCAGUCAGGCAACAACACCGGACCACCUUGACGCGUUCGAAGCGCGAACUACGCCGUCGCCGCAGCCCGACCCAGUAGUGGAGCGCGAUCGGCUCAUAGAACACCUUCAGAACGAGCUCAAGAGGAUGAGGACCGAGAUGGUAGAAGAACGUAACACAAUAGUGACUACUGCCAGAGAACAGUAUACGCGUCUUGGGAUGGAACUCAGAGAAGCUAAGACUGCAUUAGAAGAAGAACGACAACGAUCCAGAGUGUUAUUAGAACAAACCCCCGAAAUAAAGCAAAAACUAUCAGAAACAGAAGAAAAGGCUAGAGUAACAGACGAGAAGUUCCAAAAAUUAAAAGGGGCGUACACACAGUUGCGAGAAGAACAUAUCACACUUAUUAGACAAAAAGCCGAGGUGGACAAGCUAUCGGCGGGCUUGAGGGCGGCGGCGGCGCAGCACGAAAGCGCCAAAGUCGCGCUGCAGCAGCAACUAAAUGACAGGAUGAAGGACGUAGAGUUGCUACAACAAAGUGCAUCAACAAGCGAAGAAGUCGAAGCAUACAAAAGCGAACUAACGAACCUCCGGUCCGAACUGGAACAGUCCAGACAAAAGGAGGUCGAGCUAGAAACGCUACGAGCAUCCAUAGAGGCGCUAGAAAUAGAAAACAAAACCGCGAAGGCCGAACAAGAGGUCAAACUCACGGCUCUCACCAACGAACUGAAGGAAACGACGGAGGCAUUAGAAAAAAUAAAACAAGAAAAAGAAGAAAGAGAAAACGAACUUAGUAAAACAAAAGAAGAAUUAGUGGGGCUUAGAGAAAAGAGCACGGAUCAGUAUAAGGUGGUGGUGGAAGAGAAAGAGGCGGCGGAGAAACGAGUCGCUGAAUUAAUACAGCAACAUCAACAAGAGAAAGAGGAACAGAUAGUGUACAUAAAUAAGAUGCAAGUAGAGCUAGAAAAUUUACAACAAAAAUUAAUAGAUUCGGAAAUAGACUUCUCACAUCAAUGCCAACAGUUAAAAGACGAGAUAGAUGCUAAAAAUAAAGAAAUGGAGGACAUAGUUAAUACAAAAGAUAUUGAAGUAGAACAAGCACUGGGAAAAAUUACAGUCUUACAAAAUGAUUUAGAAACCAGAAAGAACAAUUAUGAUUUGAAAGUAGAAGAACAGUCUGCAGAAAUUGCAAGGCUCACAAACGAACUAACUAUUUAUAAACAAGAUAGUGAUUCCAUGACAAAGGCAUUAGCGGCUGAAAAAGAAAACAUUGAAAUAAAAUUAAAUGAAGCAUCAAAGAAAAUUGAACAUUUAGAAAAAGAAAUCACAGAAAAAGCUGAUGUUUUGUCAAAAUUAGAAAUAUCAUUAACCGAAACGCAAACGAAAAAUGAAUUCAGCUUACAAGAAUUGGAAAAUAUAAAAAACAAUGAGAUAUCGAAAUUAAAAGAUGAGCUGGCUUUCACUUUAGAGAAGAAAGUUGAAUUCGAAUCCAAAGUAAAUACAAUGGGCGAAGAAAUGAAUGAUCUCCAAUCCAAAUUAAAUAAUUACAUUCAAACCAUUGAAGUUCAAAAGACUGAAUUCGAUGCAAAAUAUAAAGAAAAAGAAAUUGAAGUGACUGUACUGAAUGACAAAUUACAAAAUAUAGUAGAGUGCAAGGAUGAAAUCAUAGAAAAUUUAAAGAGUAUGAUUGGCGAAAAAGAUAAACAAGUGAUUGAUCUUAAUGUAGAAGUUACAAAGCUUUCUGAAACAGUUCAGCGGCUUGAAGAAGAACUAAAAGAGACGCAAGCAGAAUUAGAAAUUGGUAGAAACGAAUUUAUAACUUUGAAAGAGGAACACGAUGAUAUUGUUCUCAGAAAUGAAAGCAACUUAGCUCUAAAAAACAAAGAAUUCAGAGAUCUCACUAACGAAAACUCUAAAAUUAGUACCGAGUUACAAGAAUUAAUAACAGAAAAGGCAAAUCUCAUGCAACAAAUCAAUGAAGAAAAACAGGAUUUUGAAUUAACCAAAAAAGGUAUGGAAGAGGAAGUCAGAACUUUACAAGACAAAUGUGAAGCCGUUAUCAAUGAAAAGGAAACUCUAGUCAAUUCUCUAAAUUCUGAUAUAGAGAAUAUCAAACUGGAAUAUGAACAAUUUAAAAUUGAAAAAGAAAAUGAGAUAAAAACAUUAAACGAGAAAGUUUUAGAACUAGACGCAGUUAUGACUCAGCAAAUUCGUGAAAAAGAUGACAGUAUAGAUAAAUCGGAGUCAGAGAAUAAGAUACUGAAGGAAGAGUUAGAGGAGUUAAGAAGUCAAAAGUUAAAGGAAAAGGAAGAAAUGGAUUUAAUUAUAUCAGAGAAAGAAAAGGAAAAGCAGAUGUUGGAAGCUAAAAUAGAGCGUGUGGAGGGCCAACGAUUGAAUGCCGAGUGUGAAUUACAGGAUUUGUUACAACAUAACAACAUAUUGGAAGUGGACGUUGCAUCGCUCAAAAAGCAGCUCGAGGAAGCCAAGAAGGAGUUGGAAAAACAGAGCACAAGGAUAGUGUUGUGUGCCGGAGACGCGGCUUUGGAAGUGACCUCUGAAGCGCUGACAGCGCUGGACGCGUGCAACGCGCAGGAGUCCAACCGGGCGGCUGCCGAGCUAGCGGCUAAAGCGCUGGAGGAUCUUGCCAGAUACAACGAGGUAAAAGGCAACGAGGAGUCAUUGGCGAGAUCAGCUAUGCUGGCCGCGCACAACGCAGCACAGCUCUCGGUGUAUGCUACCGAAGUGUCCAACUUAUCCACGGAUAUAUCGUUAGCUGACAAACUCACGUCAGACUGCAGGACGAUGUUGACGGCCACAAAGCAAUGGAUCGAGUCGUUGAAGAGUGGUAGUCCAAGCAGCGCGUCUUAUGAAGAAGCCCGCGAGUUGGUUCUUAGCGUGGCUGCAGCGGCGGCGGCAGCCGGUCGACCCGCAGGCGCUCUUAGUGUGGACGAUGAGCUAGCUGGCAUGGACCAGGCUAUCGAGGAAGCUGCUUCGCAGAUUGAGGAAAUGCUGGCAGCCAGUCGCGCUGGCGAUUCGGGCGUGAAGCUAGAAGUGAACGGCAAGAUUCUCGACGCGUGCACUACUCUAAUGGCCGCCGUCAAGCUGCUGGUACAAGACGCUCGGGCCUUGCAGACCGAGCUCGGGGACCCCAAGACGCGUCUCAAGAUGUACAGAAACAACCCGCAGUGGUCCGAGGGGCUGAUAUCCGCGGCUAAGGCGGUGGUGUUCGCGGCUAAAUUGUUGGUGUCAUCAGCGGACGAGGCGGUAGGCGCGGCAGGACGAUUGGAAGGCGUGAGCGCGGCCGCACACGAGGUGGCCGGCAGCACGGCGCAGCUCGUGGCCGCGUCCCGCGCGCGCGCGCCGCCCGCCUCCGCGCCGCUGGCCCGCCUCACGCGCGCCUCGCGCUCCGUCGCCGCCGCCACCGGCGCCGUCGUCGCGGCCGUGCGCGCCGGCUCCGCGCUGCGCCACGACACAGUGGCCGCCUCCGCGCCGCUGGCCCGCCUCACGCGCGCCUCGCGCUCCGUCGCCGCCGCCACCGGCGCCGUCGUCGCGGCCGUGCGCGCCGGCUCCGCGCUGCGCCACGACACAGGUCAGUACUGGCACGAGGCGCCGGCAGCACGGCGCAGCUCGUGGCCGCCUCCGCGCCGCUGGCCCGCCUCACGCGCGCCUCGCGCUCCGUCGCCGCCGCCACCGGCGCCGUCGUCGCGGCCGUGCGCGCCGGCUCCGCGCUGCGCCACGACACAGGUCAGUACUGGCACGAGGCGCCGGCAGCACGGCGCAGCUCGUGGCCGCCUCCGCGCCGCUGGCCCGCCUCACGCGCGCCUCGCGCUCCGUCGCCGCCGCCACCGGCGCCGUCGUCGCGGCCGUGCGCGCCGGCUCCGCGCUGCGCCACGACACAGGUCAGUACUGGCACGAGGCGCCGGCAGCACGGCGCAGCUCGUGGCCGCCUCCGCGCCGCUGGCCCGCCUCACGCGCGCCUCGCGCUCCGUCGCCGCCGCCACCGGCGCCGUCGUCGCGGCCGUGCGCGCCGGCUCCGCGCUGCGCCACGACACAGAGGCUCUGGACACAUCAGCGCUGACGCUGACAGCCACGCGGCGACUGGAGAUGGAGAGCAAAGUUCGCGCUUUGGAACUGGAAAGCGCUUUAGACGCGGAGCGCGCGCGACUGGCCGCGCUGCGCAAGCGGCACUACCACCUCGCGCAGGCCGACGAGAAUGGAGGUAUCACCAACGGAAAGGAAUGAGCGAUUCGCAACGUUUUAUCGGAUGAUCCCCUUAUCAGCUAAACAAAGUCGUGGGACGGAUAAUGAAACAUCACUUAUCAACGGCUAUCUAAAGGUAGACGCCCCCUAAUUGUGCAUUUGAUUCAAACGAAACAUUCUAAAUUGCAUUUUUAUACAUACAACGAACUUCAUAGUAUAUUUGAACGCAUGAAUCUUCGUAAACGGUCUGCUAGAAAGGAAAGCUGAGCCAUAAAAAUCUGAAAUAAGACAAUUUAAUGCUUGUGGAUUUACAAUUUAAUGCGCAUUUUGGUGUGAUCUAGCUGCUCAAUCAAUAACAAGCACCUAUUUUAUUGGAAAUAAAGCCCCUUUUUCUUUAUGUUUGAGAGUAAGUGAUUUUAUAACAUUAAGAUGGUGAGAUGGAUAGGCUGAUGGUUCAUGUAAUAAUAAUUAUGGUUUAUAUGAACCUUGUGGCUCAUGCAAUUUAUUAUGUAUUUUAACGUGUAAUGAGAGAACACCAACAUAACUAAUUAAUUAGAAUGUGAUUAGAUAAUGCCGUGUUAGUUAUAGUUUUAUAAAUUACGCCUAAGUAUAGACAACAGUACAUAAAAUAUCAUUCUGAUUUAAAGAAAUGGAAUGUCCAGGAGACAGUGUACUCCCAUUCUUGUAGUCUAUCAAUGUCAGCGUCGUAAAAUGUGGCAUGGUGCGGAACAAACGUACUAUCGGCAACAGUGUUAACUACCCAUUGCCGGUCAUGUCGUCUCGUUCUACCGCAAAGAAUCACCAUUUGAUGAGAGCGAGAGCAAAAACGGAAAUGGAUAGUUAACACUGUGGCCGUGUGUACAGCGACAGCACGUCAAAUUGUAAAUUUUUGUUGCGGUAUAGGAUCUAUCACAACUAAUUAAGAUGCCGGUUUGAACACUGCAUUGUUUCGCAUCAUGGCUAGGGACAUUGUCCCCUAGUAAUCGAGGUUUUAUAAAGUUAGGCAUACAUGCCGGUAAACUGUAUUUUAUAUCCCCACGAAAAUUUAGCACUAAGAGUAAAUCACGAGACUAAGCUUUAAGCGAUAAGACUAAGUUUGCAAAUCGUGAAUUGUGUUUAUAUUGUAUAGAAAUAUUUUAUAUCUAAUUUAACUUACUUAUUUACACCGUUUUUAUUACAUGUAGAGUUUUAUAGCCUUAAUUUAGAAAUGUGUGUUAGGUAAGCAAUUAAUGCAGUUAUCAAAAUCAUGUUAUAAGCUAUGACAAACUGAUUGUUCAAUACAAUACAUAAUGACAAAAUCGCAAUUAUUAUUUUUAUUGUAUUCGGUGUACCUACAAUUAUUAUUAUGACAUUUACUAAUAAACUUAAUGCAUACCUA